Messenger RNA from Theobroma umbraticum, 4314 nucleotides. RefSeq names its product putative disease resistance protein RGA3. Lineage: Eukaryota; Viridiplantae; Streptophyta; Magnoliopsida; Malvales; Malvaceae. Gene Ontology annotation, molecular function: ADP binding. The record is from RefSeq and is a predicted model, not a curated record.
CCAUUGCCAUUCCUCUUUCUAGACAUCUCAAGCAAUUGCGCUGAACCUACAACGCCAUUUCAUUCCGAUAAUAUUUUGAUGUCACUUAGUUACCUACGCAAUUGCCCAAGUCUUCAGAACCAAUCUAAGUUCUCUAAAGUCCAAACUAACCAUCUCUUUUAUUCCUUCUUGAUCUCAAGUAUCUACCCUCCUACCAUGGUUGAUGCACUUGUUUCUGCAGUUUCACAACAAUUAACUGCGAUUCUUCUCCGAGAAGCUGAGUAUGGGGUGAGACUUUUUGAAGGUAUUAAGGAAGAAGAAGUCAAAAGGCUCAGCAGCACUCUUCAGACUAUUCGAGCUGUCCUCGUAGAUGCAGAGAAAAGACAACUGAAGGAGCAAGCUGUCAAAGUUUGGCUGGAUAAGUUUCAGAACGUGUCUUAUGACAUUGAGGAUGUGUUGGGUGAGUGGGAAAUUGCAAUUCUGAAAAUGAAAAUCGCGAGAGAUCAAAGCUCUUCAACUUCCAUCCUUCUAAGCAAGGUACGCUCUUGGAUUCACUCUCCAAUGUCUUGUAUUACCCGAGCCAUUCACCGUUAUGACAUUGCUGUUAAGAUUAAAAAACUAAAUGAAAGGCUUCAGGUCAUUGCCAAAGAGAAAGACGAUUAUGCUUUCACAGUUGAUCAAAGUAGGAGACAUGAUUUAGAACCUGAACGAGAACGACCAAUAACAACAUCCUUUAUUGAUGUAUCUGACAUACGUGGUCGUGACCGUGAUAAAAAUGUCCUAGUAAGCAUGUUGCUCAGCAAGAACAACCAUGAAGAAAGGGGCAUCCCUGUAAUAUCCAUAGUGGGGAUGGGAGGAAUUGGGAAAACAACUUUAGCCCAAAUAGCUUACAACGAUCAUAAGGUGAAGGCUUAUUUUGAUAAGAGAAUAUGGGUUUGUGUUUCUAACCCUUUUGAUGAGAUGAGGACUGCAAAAGCUAUUCUUGAAGCUCUAACAGGAGUUGUGUCAAAUUUCAUAGAGCUAAACACUUUACUAGAGCAAAUCCAUGAAUCUAUUAAGGGAGAGAGGUUCCUUCUCGUCUUAGAUGAUCUGUGGAGUGAAGAUGAGAGGAAGUGGCAAUCAUUGAAAUACUCUCUAAACUAUGGUUCCCAAGAAAGCAAAAUCUUGAUGACCACACGUAAGGAGAAUGUAGCUGCUAUCAUGGGUUGCAGCAAAUUAUUUCGUUUGGGGAAGUUAUCCAAAGAAGAAUCUUGGUCAUUAUUUAGUCACUUAGCAUUUUUUGGAAGGAAUGACAAAGAGCGUGAGAGUUUAGAAGACAUUGGUAUGAAAAUUGCGCAAAAGUGUCAGGGUUUGCCACUUGCAGCCAAAACUCUAGGAGGUCUCUUACGUUUUAAGAGAUCUAGAGAGCAAUGGCAAAGAAUGUUGAGCAGUCGCAUAUGGGAACUUGAGGAGGCUGAAAAUGGGCUUUUUUCUCCCUUACUGUUAAGCUAUUGUGAUUUGCCAUCGCCAUUAAGGCAAUGCUUCUCAUACUGUUCCAUUUUUCCAAAAGAUUAUAGAAUAGAGAAAGAUUUCUUGAUCAAGUCAUGGAUGGCUCAAGGCUUGCUUGGAGAGACGCAACAUAAAGAUGUGGAGACCAUUGGUGAAGAGUACUUUGAUAACUUAGUAAUACAUUCUUUCUUUCAAGAGUUUGUGAAGGAUGAACAUGACGAUAGCAUAAUCAGCUGCAAAAUGCAUGAUAUAGUGCAUGAUUUUGCUCAAUAUUUGAGAAGAAAUAAAAGCUUUCUGGUAGCAAGUAACAAUAUUGAAGAGUUAGAUAUAGAGUCUUACCAGGAAAAUGUCCGUCAUCUAACCCUAAUUCAUGAUGAACCUGUUGCAAUUCCCAAACCCAUUUUUAAUGUAAAGAAGUUGCGCAGCCUCCAUCUUAACUUCAACGAUAGUACAGCUGUUAGUGCAUCAAUGGCUAAAUUGUUGGAUCAGUUGACUUGUCUGAGGAUACUAAGCUUUAAAGACAUGAACUUUGGAUUCAAAACUUCAAUUAAAGCAAUUCCAAAGGAAAUAGGAAAAUUGAUGCAUUUGAGAUAUCUCAACUUAGAGGGUAGUAGUGAGUUGGAAAAAUUGCCUGAGACGGUGUGUGAUUUGUGCAACUUGCAAACUCUGAACAUCAAAUCGUGUAAAAAGCUUAUCAAAUUGCCCCGUAGAAUUGGACAGCUAAUCAACUUGAGGCAUCUUCAAAAUUUAGGUACAGAUAGAUGUAGAUUCAUACCAAAAGGAAUGCAAAGACUGACAUCUCUACGGACAUUAGAAGAGUUUGUUGUGAGCCGCAGUGAUGUUGAGAAUAAAUCAUGAAGCCUUGGAGAUUUGGGAAACUUCACCCAUCUUCGAGGGGAGCUUGAGAUAAGAGGAUUGGGAAAUGUGGCAGAACCAAGGGAGGCAAAGAAAGCUCGGCUUCGGACAAAGAGUGGCCUCCGCGUGUUGCGUCUAAAAUUUGAUUCCCAAGAGAUGCAACGGAUCAACAUUGAGGAUGAAAAUGUUGUAUUUGAAGCCUUGCAACCACCUCCACACCUGGAAAGUUUGGGUAUACUCAACUGUAGAGGUCCUGUUGCUUUCCCUAAUUGGAUGACUUCAUUGUCAAUGCUGAAGAAGGUUCAAUUACAGAAUUGCCUCAACUGGGAAAGCUUGCCUCCCAUGGGGAAGUUGCAGUCCCUUGAAUCUCUAGAGAUAGAGUUUUUGAAUAAAGUGAAAAAAGUGGGAGACGAAAUUUUGGGAGUAGAAACAGGACAGGGACAAACAUCUUCUUCAUCAUCUACUAAUAAUAAUAUUGCCUUCCCCGUAUUAAAAAGUCUCAAAUUUUAUUACAUGAAAGAGUGGGAAGAGUGGGAAUAUGGGAAUCUGUUGACAAGCACAAGCGAAGUAAUUAUGCCUCAUCUCCAUUCAUUAACAAUAAACUAUUGUCUAAAGUUGAAGGCGUUGCCUAGCCACCUGCUUCAUAAUACAACGCUGCGAGAAUUGCAUAUUAGAGGUUGCCCUGUUCUUGGGGCACGUUUUGAAAAGGGAAGAGGGGAGGAUUGGCCUUCCAUCUCCCACAUCCCUACCAUCCAAAUUGAUGAUGAAUUGGUUCUAGGCUAGGAUUUCUUAUGCUGUGGAUCAUACGUUUCGCAGAUGCAAUCUAUGCUCAGGGGAGGUUGCUACAAAUUGAAAUCUUGGAUGGUCAUAUAUUACUAUAUUAGACGUGAACGUUGUAAAAGAAAGUAUGGAUGUUGACAGAAAAUGAGAAAAUGCCAACCAAAUGCCAUGUUCAACAGCUUUAUUUUAAUGAAAGUCUCUAAAUUGAAUAGCUCGCAUUUUGUUAUAUGGAUAACAUUUCGCUUUACCAAAUGAUUUCAAGUUAUAUGAAGAGAAAGCUUUUCAGGCAUCACAACACUUUUAGGUACCUUUGUUUUUGCCAAGCAACACUUUUAGGUACCUGAUGAAGACACCAGAAAUGGAUAAACCAGUUUCAAUUUUUAAAGCAUUUGAGUUUUGAAGCCUUGUUUUUUAACUAUGCGCACUUGUUGUUAUAGGGACCUGCAUUGGAUUUCAAGGCAUCCAUUUCUCUGUGUCUCUAUGACUGAAGUGUUUCAUGAUGAGGAAAACUCAGAAAUAUGGGUUGUCACCGCCAAAAAAGGAAAAGAACUGUAUCUUGAUGUGUGUUCACUUCUCAGAUAUUGUGCUUGAAACUACUUGAUCCAUUGAGAGGAAAUACCGAUCAAUAUUAUCUGAAGAGCAGAUAUCUUAUCUAUCAUCUCAGCCUUCGCAGGCUCCAUCUUAUGAACUUCUUUGAUCUCAGUUGUAGCACCGGCUUUCUUCUUUUCUUCAAGGUGGUGCUUUUCAACAACAAAGGACCAGAUGUGUACCUAUGCUCUGUAAUUUCCUCAAUUUUUGUACAUUUCUUUCAUUUGGCUAUGCUGCUGAUUAAUGGGCUUUCAAUAAUUGUCAAGCACAAGUCCAAGAGAAAUGCCCCAAGCAUUGGCCUUAGACUUGUGAUUGACUGAUGAAGCAGGGGACUGUCAAAUAAGUUAUGAAGGAAAAACUCUAUAUCUGAAGUCACUGCAAUCUUGCAAAUAACUCCAGAUCUUGGUACUCUUGCCUUGGAAAGAACAAUCAUUGUAUUAAACGUCAUAUCUCAAGAUAACAUAAAGCAUUCCUUUCCGGGUAGAUAGUUGCAAUAUUCAAGCUGCUGCAUUCAGUACCAUUUGAGAUUCAAUUACAGUCAGCUUGACCUUUUGAGGAUUUUCAAAGGAAGUUGCUACUCAGGCAGCAGUUACGCAGGUUUAGAAAUAUUAUCUGUUUCUGAAG